Molecule: messenger RNA, 1458 nt
Organism: Eimeria necatrix
Lineage: Eukaryota; Apicomplexa; Conoidasida; Eucoccidiorida; Eimeriidae
Exons: 10
Coding region: 1-1458 (485 amino acids)
Biological process (GO): regulation of transcription by RNA polymerase II
Cellular component (GO): nucleus
Molecular function (GO): transcription cis-regulatory region binding
Source: RefSeq, a predicted model, not a curated record
AUGAUUGGCCAGGAAGAUAUUUUCUUUUUGUUUUUUUCGAGGCCAGCAGCAGCAGCAGCAGCAGCAGCAGCAGCGGGGCCAGCAGCAGCAGCAGCAGCAGCAGCAGCAGCGGGGGAGGCGGACUUGGAGGAGCUCGAGCUGCUUCCCAAGGAAAAAAAAAAGAAAUUCAAACACUUCAUCAACCAGUUCGACCUCAUCGUCUGCGACGCCAACGGGAACCGCGUGGCUGCGGGGGGCCACUGCGUGUCAGUGCGGGGGUCUGAGGGCGCGAGGGUUUUGAGGGUUUGCGACGAAGGCGAGGGUUUGUAUAAAGUGUUUUACGUGGUUAGGGUUUCGCAGCAGCUGCUGCUGGCAGCAGCAGCAGAACACUUGCGGCUGGCGGACACAGUGGCGCAGCAGCUCACUUUCCAGCAGCAGCAAGCCUCCACCGCCCUCGUCCGCCAGUGCCAGGGCUUAGGGUUUGUGGCGUACAGGGUUUGGGGCUUACGAUUCCCGAUUAAGCGCCGAGGGUGGGCCUCAAUCAAUCUUUUUGAGAAGUGUUUGCGGGAGGGACUUCAUGACAAGGCAGCCCGCAUCUUGGAGGCGGUUCAAAACACCUUCACAUCUGAAGAGACGCGGCGGGAAGUUGAGGAGGGUCUGGCUCGGAUAAAGUUGGGAGAAGCCCUCGGCGAGGGUUUGGCAGCGCAGCUGCAGCAGGAGGCGGAGGAGGAGCAGCAGCUGCAGCAGCAGCAGCAGCAGCAGCAGCAGCAGCAGCAGCAGCAGCAGCUGCCGCUUUCUCUUAAAGAAAGAGAAGAGCUGGAACACAAAAGAAUGAAGCACAUGCAGAAGCAGUGGGAAGAAGUGCAGCACGUGAGGGAACUGCUGCUGAAGCUGUCAGGGGACGGAGAGCGGCAGCAGCAAAUUAUGAAGUUGUUUACGCAGCUGAUGCUGCAGUCGCUGCUGCGGACGCAAACCCGCAGUUUGCGUCUCCUGGCCGAAAGAAACGACCUCUCGCGGCUGCGGGAGGAGAACUUGCUGCCGCUGGCGGGCAUGCUGCAGCAGCAGUACAUUCAGCAGUUUUACAAAAUGACAAAACAAAUAAUUAAUUUCGUUUCUUCUUUGAAAGAAAGACAAUUCUUCAACCUCGAAGAACUCCUCGUCACCUACGGCAAAAUCGCCGACGAGCUGCGGCUGCUGCAGCGGUUCUCGCUGGCGGACACCUUCGAAGAACUGGCGAGCUGUAUAUACACCGAAAUCCAACUCCAGGGAAUGGAAAAAGGAAUUAAAUGGAAAGAUUUGCUGCUGCAGCAAACUGAGCAGCAGCUGCAGCAAAAGGAAGCAGCUUUAGAACUUGUUCGCAGCAAAAUCCAAAACAAACACAAAAACAUUCCCAAACUCGCGCCCCACGAAGUCGCCGAACUCUGCGUGUACAGACAGAAGACGCGCUGUCUCUACGGGAGGGGGCCCUGGGCCCUUUGA